CAAUUAAGCGUGUGUUAGUUGUGUACCAUCCAGGCAGGCACCAGAAGUGGGUGUGAUUGUAAUCUCACACUAUUUAUAACCAAGAACCAGAAUUUCCCCGAGUGCAAAUAGAGGGAUCUCACGUUCGAGUUGAAUGUAGUUUUGCUGCAAAAACAACUGAUGGACCAACUUCCUUCCAGCUCCCGCCUCAGGUCAUCCUGUGUGAAACUUUAUCUGUGCUCUAACCCUGCAGAUACUGUGGUGGAGCGCAAAGCUCUGAGAGAGGUUGUGUUCCCAAAACUUGAAGAGCAUUGCAGACACACACUGGGAGUGGACCUAAGGGUGAUCGACCCAUACGAGUCCAGUCAUCCCAGCCAGUGGCCAGAUGAAAACACCCGAAAAGCCCUGAUAAAAGAAUGCAGAGAAAGCUCCACCGGGCCGUUUUUUCUGGCUCUGAUAGGACAUGACUACGGGAGGCCCAAUCUUCCUGCCUUGGUGGAGGUAUCACACUUCCAUAUGUUACUGCAGCAGAUCCAGCAGGCGGGCCUCAGCACCAGACAACUGGAGAAAGUUUACCACAGAGAUGAGAACACCUGUCCACCAUCAUUUUGUUUGAGAACCACCUGUGGGCCUCAGGAGGAUUUGAUGACACUUUUUGAGACUGCUGUGAGUCUGUGUGUGGACAAGCAGCUUCUGACUGAAGAAGAAGCCGUCACUUUCAACCGAUCAGUCCUUGAUGGAGAUCUUCGUUUUGCUCUGGAAAACUGCCCUCGUAACGACAUCCUCAGACGUUGCCUUGUUUACGUGCACAAGGUUGUCAAUCCAAAGGUGGGACAAGAGGCGAGAAGACAGAGUGGUUCCAAACUACAUAAAGUAGAGGCUUCUUAUCCUGCAACAUCUUCAUCAAGCGAGGGGGAUUUACUCUCAGAUCUGAUUGACAACUUCCUGAGGGGUCUUGUUGACUCAUGCCAGCUUGCGGCCUUCACAAGCACCACAGAGUGUGACCCUCGCUACGGUUACACUACUGCCAGGAGGCGGGGCUACGCAGAAGUACUCUGUCAUCAGGUGCAUUCUGACCUGAUGAGACUAAUUGACAGUUCAGUCACAAAUGUUGUGAAAAUGGGAAGCUGUUACCUCAGUCAUGCUUUGGCCAGAGAGGGAGUGGAGCAGGAAGAACACUGCGCCGAACUGUCGAGAUUUUAUGAUGUCAUACGGCCAGAGGCGGACCAGAUUCAAGCCUACGUGCAGCAGAGUGACAACGGGUGUCCGCUAGUACUUACAGGAGGUCCUUGUGCAGGGAAAAGUGUACUGCUUGCUCAUUGUGCUCAGCAGAUGAAGUACUGGCUCCCUGAUGUUGAUCCUGUUGUGAUAACCUUUUUUAAUCACUUUCCACACCCGCCUUCAGUGGUGCGCCUACUGUCCAGCUUGUGUUAUCAAAUCAUCAGGAUUUAUGAUCAAGCAUCAUCUGCAGAAGACGUUUCCCUCAGUGAGCACAGAGACAAUGAGUCUAGCAUAACCCCAACAUGGAACGCUGACCUAAACCUGAAGACUGUGCUUAGAUCCAUCAAAAAACCUGACAUGGGCCUUAAUGAAGUAACACAAUGUCUGUGCUUCGUCCUUUCCCUCCUGCCAUCUCCCAAACAACCUUUAGUUCUAAUCUUGGAUGGAGUGGAUCAAAUGGGGCAUCACUUUGCCGUUGAACUCAUAGAAAGAAUGCCCUCCCCUCUUCUUCCCAGAGUCAAACUCAUCCUCAGUAUCUCCUCAAACCAAACUGGAAUCAUACAGCUCAUCAAGCAACGUUACCGACAGUGUGGUACACAAGGAUGUGUGUCAGAGGGUCCUAAGUGUGUGCCGCUGGCGUCUGCAGACAGGAAGCAGUGUUUUCAGAUGUUGAUGUCACAGCUGAGCAGUUCAGGGAGGAGAGUAACCUCAGGACAACUGGUGCUGGUGAACAAGGCACUGACCUCCUGUUGUCUCCCCCUCUACGUCCGUCUGCUACACAGACACACAUCACUGUGGUGCUCAGAUUCGGAUGUGUUGGAGUCGUGUCUCCCGGAUAGCAUCCAUUCAUCCAUUACUGCCUUGCUUAAUCACCUGGAACACGAAUAUACUUCCUGUUUGGUGUCCCGUGCCGUCUCUUACCUCACCCUCUGCAGCACAGGCCUCACAGAAGGAGAACUUGCGGCUCUUUUGUCAAGAGUUGAAUCAUGUCAGGUCACACAAGUGGAUGUGGAGAGACUGCUUCUAGACUUGAGUGGCUUUCUCAUCAGGAGAACAGCCAUGGGGUGUCAGGUGUUGUUCUGGGUGAGCAGACAUUUUGGAUUGGUUGUGGCUAAGACAUAUUUAUGCACAGGAGAAGCCAGAGGAGAAAUUCAUUCGGAGAUGGCCGACUAUUUCAGUCGAGGAUUGGACUUUGCAAGCACCCCUGCACAGAACACAGAACGAGGAGACAGAAAUACAGAAGAGCAACCCUCACUCAGAGACCUUGCUAAUGCCAGAGGAGCUCUUGAAUUGAUGCAUCACUUGCGAGAAAGCAACAGGCUGGAGAUAAGAAUUAAGGUGUUGCUCUCAUGGAGGUUCCACCGUGUUUUGGUGCAGGCUGGACUCCUGAGAGAUCUCGUGGCCAUGUUGAGACAGGAUGAGGGGAAGGAAUCGAGGAACUUUCUCAGGGAACGCACACUCCUUGCGAGCAUAUUUACGUCUUCAUCCUGCCUCCUGGAAAGCGCUCCCGUGGAGCUACCUACACUGAUUGAAGCCAGCCUCCUCCCAUAUGUGGAGCUCUUCCCUGUGCUCAAAGAUUAUGUCCGAGAGAUCAGGAUGAGAAGUCGCGGAUUGACGGCGGUGCUUUCUCCCGCUCCCGACACUGUCGUCUGUCUUUGGCGUCUUGAGCUUGAUAACGUAGCAAAGCAUCUGUCUGUGAUUGCAGCAGCAGGGACGCAUUCUGGGACGGUUGCAGAGCUUAUGAGUGAUGGCUCAGCGUGGAUACGGAGAGACGUGGGCAGUGGUAUUGUGCGGCUAUCGCUCAGUCAAGAAAAGAGCGAAAUCAAGUUUGCAGGGAUGAAAAGCAGCCAUGGAUUCUUGCUAUUUUCCACCCUGUGCAACAAGCUCUUCUUAUAUGAUGACACAGCUCCUGACAUGCUUGUCGAGGUUAAAAGCGCACACACGUUAAACUUACUUGAGGGAUUUGUGGCUUGUGAGAAACAGUUAUGCAUGUGGUGGAAGAGGGAACAUGUCGUGGACGUGUUCGAUGCCUCCAGUGCGACUCUGUCCAACUUUCACUGUCAGAGCUGUGUAACCUGCGUGGUGUUCUCCUCCGGUGGCUCUCACGUGUACUGCGGUCAAGAGGAAGGCACUGUGUCAAUUUUUGAUAUACAUCACCACAGCCUCCUUUUAUCUUGUUCAAACUCAAACCAAACUGCCAUUGUGUCAAUCAUCCUUAGUGAAAAUAAUCAGGAAAUCGCUUGCAUUGGAAAGACGGGAUGUGUGACAUUAUGGGAUGUUAUUGCUGACAAACAAUCCAAACCAAGACUUGUUAAAGAAAGCUCUAAUGAGAUUGAAUGUAAUGACAUCCUUAAUAUUGAUUACUCGGAUGAAUGUAGCAGCUUAUUAUUGUGUCAUAAUAAGUAUAUUACAGUGUGGGAUACAUGUGAGUGGGAGAUGUGUGACCAGUUCUUGGCUCCACACGAUGGAGCCUUCAUUCAAGCUGUGUUCUCACAAGAUGGACACCUAUUCCUGGCUUUACUCGAUGCUUGUCCCCGAGUGUUAGUGUGGAUGGUGAGCACAGGGUUGUGUGUUCUCUCCUUAGACACCCACGAGCCACCUCGUAUUCUCCUCAAAACCACCUCAGAAAUCGUAUGUGUCGCUGACGACGGCCGCCUUUCGGGAUGGGACUCUGGGAUGAUUUAUUUUGCGGGUGCAGCUCCAAAAAUGGGAUGCGGUGUGGAAGAAGUAGUGAUGGAGCAAACAGGGUGUUGGUUCUACACAGCAGAUGGGUCAGAGAUGGUGUGGAGAUGGAAAGUCGAGACAGGUCUUCCACAUUCUAACUUCCUCCAUGAUAGUCCUGUGAAAAAGGUGCGUCUCAGUCGGGAUGAUGUUACACUUGUGACACUCUCAGGGGAGGAAAUUUACGUUUGGCGGACAGAAACGGGGCAGAAUAUCGUCCGUAUUUGCGGCAGCGCAGCUACAGAUAUUCUCAUCACACCUAAUUCUAAUUUUGGUGUCAGCAUCUCUGAGCAAGGGCUCUCUCGGGUUUGGAAACUUGCACAUGGAAGUGUUGUAUGCACUAUACACCUGUACCUUUGUGAUGCACAGGUGUCACCUGAGAGCACCUUUCUCAUCGGCCGCCAUAGUGGAAACCUGCUGGCUGCCAGCUUGUGGUCUGGUAUGAUCAGUAAGCGUUUCUCUCGAGAGAAAAGCUCAGAAGACGUUGUCGCUUUCCACACACUUUCACAGCACCCUGAUUUUGUGGUCGUGAUGGUCGCUUCGGGAGUUAUAUACACCUGGAAGAUGUCCGAUGAGACCGUAUGCAGACAUUUUCAGUUGCCGGAGACAUUUUACUGUCAGCCGCAACACUUUCAGAUGACAUCUGAUGGGAGCUUUGCUUUGCUGUCUACUGAUAAUGCAGCCGUCACGCUCUUGGAUGUGUCUCAGGUCAGACUGUGCUCUUUUAAGGCUGAGGGUUCUGUCAUGAAAGCCUGCUUGGAUGAGGCUGGGUGCUACAUUGCCUACAUAUCACAUCCCACAAGGCAGGAGAAGGGCUGUGCCUGCACACUUCAUACACAACCUAUUCUUACUAUUGUACAACUUUCUGAUGGUAAAAAAGUAGGCCGCGUGUUUCUGUGUAAGGAUCCAUUGACCCUGCUUAUACAUGGCCGGCAGUAUGUCUUUGUGGGUUUUCGGGAUGGCUCUGUGGGUGUUUAUUCCAUUUCAGGACACACAGUAAGGGGUGCGGAUGGAAUCGGAGAUAGUGAAAAUUUGAGCUGUCAUUUGAAAGAAUGCUAUUUUGACACAGUACCAAUGACAUGGUUUCCACUCGCAACACCCAAUAUUACAUGGUCGUAGCUUCUGUGGUAUG
Messenger RNA from Doryrhamphus excisus (bluestripe pipefish), 5053 nucleotides. Its product is annotated as NACHT and WD repeat domain-containing protein 2. Lineage: Eukaryota; Metazoa; Chordata; Actinopteri; Syngnathiformes; Syngnathidae. The record is from RefSeq and is a predicted model, not a curated record. Gene Ontology annotation, molecular function: protein binding.